AUGUCGGAUUCUAGAAUACGUUCUAGAACACGAGACCAGGGUAUAAAAGGCAGGUACACUGUCAAAGCAGGGCAUUCAGUCAUCGACCUCAGAACAGCGAAGACCUCAAGAAGAAGAAGCCAGAAGAAGCGGAGAAGACCCUCAGCGGAGCAGCCUGAACUCAGCGGAGCAGCCGGAACCCAGUGGAGCACCGUGGAAGACGUCGAAGGAGCCCGAGCCUUCUGCGGAGCUUCGAGGAAUCCAGCGGAGAAGUCAGAAGCCUUCGGCAGCUGCGGAGCCAUAGCAGAGCCUCCGGCAGACUACCAGGGAAGUACUAUCGAACAAAACUCGAUAGUCGUGUUACGAACGAAAUUGAUUGAAAAUAAAAUUAGCGACGGUGAUCUUAAAGGUGCCGCUCGGCUCCUAUUCACAAGCGACGUGCUAUCGCCAGAUACUCCUGACACCCUUUCGGCAUUAAUUUCCAAACAUCCCCCGGCUCCUUCAGUGCCACACGUGUUGGCUCCACCUACAGCCGACCAGGCCUGCCUCCAAAUCGAAGGCAAAGACGUUGUCGACGCCAUAUUUUCUUUUAAAAACGGUUCGGCGGCCGGCCUGGAUGGGAUCUCGCCCCAACAUUUGAAAGACCUAAUCUCUCACUCCGUAGGAGACGCUGCUGAGCAGCUUAUCUGUUCCCUCACAAAAUUAAUAAAUUUUAUGUUUUCAGGCAAAAUCAAUUCCGAAAUUCUACCCAUUCUAUACGGUGCCAACCUGAUUGCCCUAACCAAAAAGGACGGAGGGGUGAGACCCAUUGCGGUGGGGUCCACACUGAGGCGUCUCGCAUCAAAAAUUGCGGUCCAGAACACGCGAGGCUUUUGGCGGUCGGAGCCCGGGAAGCCGGUUACUGGCUACAUGCCCAUCCCUCACCAAACACUGGUACUUUCUUGGAUCCGACCUCCCUUAGACUGGCGAUUGGCCUGCGACUUGGGGUUUCGGUGUGUACGCUACACAUAUGCUCUUGUGGCACGGACGUGGACCGACUGGGACACCAUGGAUUAUCUUGUCAAAAAAGUGCAGGCCGUUUUUCGAGACAUGCGUCGCUUAAUGACAUUAUCCGUCGGUCCCUUGCAACCAUCAAUGUGCCUGCUCUCCUUGAGCCGACUGGCAUAAUCAGAGA
This is a messenger RNA of Leguminivora glycinivorella, 1153 nucleotides long. RefSeq lists its product as uncharacterized. The transcript is spliced from 4 exons. The record is from RefSeq and is a predicted model, not a curated record. Bases 1 to 1146 code for a protein of 381 amino acids. Lineage: Eukaryota; Metazoa; Arthropoda; Insecta; Lepidoptera; Tortricidae.